Molecule: messenger RNA, 1118 nt
Organism: Bactrocera oleae (olive fruit fly)
Lineage: Eukaryota; Metazoa; Arthropoda; Insecta; Diptera; Tephritidae
Gene: E(spl)mgamma-HLH
Product: Enhancer of split mgamma, helix-loop-helix
Biological process (GO): anterior/posterior pattern specification; regulation of neurogenesis; regulation of transcription by RNA polymerase II
Cellular component (GO): nucleus
Molecular function (GO): DNA-binding transcription factor activity, RNA polymerase II-specific; protein dimerization activity; RNA polymerase II cis-regulatory region sequence-specific DNA binding
Source: RefSeq, a predicted model, not a curated record
AUAAAAGUCUGUAGGCUAAGGACAGCAACAUGCAUUCCACCGCAAACAUUCAGCAGUGAAACACACACUGGAUUUUAGUGCCACACAAAAAACUAUCGAGAGAAUCUUUAAUAAAUUUCGUAACAAAAUGUCCAUCCAAGUGUCGGAAAUGUCUAAGACUUAUCAAUACCGCAAAGUGAUGAAGCCAAUGCUGGAGCGUAAGCGGCGCGCACGCAUCAAUAAGUGUCUCGAUGAGCUGAAGGAUUUAAUGGUCGUCACCUUGGAGUCGGAGGGCGAACAUGUGACCCGGCUGGAGAAGGCCGAUAUACUUGAGUUGACCGUGUCACAUUUGCAGAAAUUGAAGCAACAACGCAAGGCUGCCGCCUCUAAGGGUGGCGCUAUGUCACAAGCUGAAGGCUUCCGUUCCGGUUAUAUACAUGCCGUUAACGAGGUAUCACGCUCACUCUCUCAGCUACCCGAUGUGAAUGUGCAUCUUGGCACACAACUAAUGACACAUCUUGGCCAGCGUUUGAAUCAAUUGCAACCCGCCGUACAGCCACCAACACCCAUCAACGCACCACUAUCAGUACACAUUACUGGCAGCGCCAGCCGCGCACACUACUCCGUGCCCAUUUCGCCCGUAUCCAGCUACAAUGGCAGUCCCAAUUCGAGCGUCUGCAGUGAGAAGCUUAGCAACAGUUGUAUGAGCCAAAGUCUACUGACCACCUACAGUGAGCAUUCGCCUAUCGAUGCACGCGUCGCUACCAAUGUAGAACAAGCUGAGGAGGAGGAUGUCUGGCGUCCAUGGUAGGCUGUUGAAAGCCAAGCCAAGUCUAGCAGCGCCCGCAUAAUUUCUUAAUAUAAAACAAUUUUAUACUCAGUGAUAAAGUCUUCCAGAUGUGCAGCCCCUAGCCGGAAUCUGCCGUCAAUUACCGUUAAAUAUAAAGCUUUAAAGUAGAGAAGAGGCAUUUGUUAUUGGCCACGUUUGCAACGCCAUUAACGAAUCUAAUUCAUCGAUGUGAUUACCACACAAUUGUUAAACAUUGUCAUUAAGUUUAUUACAUUAUAGUUGAAUUAGAGAAAAUUUUUUAAAAAUUUAGCUUAAGUAAAUUUUAAAAAUAUACAAUAAUAAGAAAUGA